Cyprinus carpio (common carp) is the source of this 1188-nucleotide messenger RNA. RefSeq names its product tumor necrosis factor-inducible gene 6 protein-like. Gene Ontology annotation, biological process: negative regulation of inflammatory response; cell adhesion. NCBI's taxonomy places the organism in Eukaryota, Metazoa, Chordata, Actinopteri, Cypriniformes, Cyprinidae. Gene Ontology annotation, molecular function: hyaluronic acid binding. The record is from RefSeq and is a predicted model, not a curated record.
AUAGGGUUAAAACGAAAUGAGGGGGAGUGUAAAUGACACUUCAUUUUUGGGUGAACUGUCGCUUUAAGCAAAUCUUUCAAAUCUAUAUUUCACGUCCAUUCGUUUAUUUAAGUAGCCGCAUAAUAAGCUUGCUAUAUUGCAGUGUAUACUUCACUGGGGUCUUUCCCGAUCCAGCCCUUUCCACAAUCGUCACACAUUUACUGAAAUCACACGUCAGACCACACGCAGCGGAGUCCGGUAGGCAGGAAAAGCAUUUAAACUUGGCUUGCGCAUGAGGUGCACAGUUCAUUGCGUGACAGCUGCGCUAACAUCUGUAUGAUCCACAGCGGAAUGAGAGAAAUGCGUUUGUUAACUGCCUUAUUCGCCGUUAUAUUUGUCCUGGAGGAGGCUGAAGCUUGGGGUUACAAGGAUGGGAUACUGCACAACUCUAUCUGGCUGGAGCAAGCAGCCGGAGUUUACCACCGUGAAUCCCGCAAAGGAAGAUAUCAGCUGACGUAUAAGGAAGCCAAGGCUGUGUGCCAGUUUGAGGGGGGUGCUCUUGCUACAUAUGAUCAACUGGAGGCUGCUCGCCAAAUUGGGUUCCACGUGUGUGCAGCUGGAUGGUUUGACAAGGGACGUGUGGGCUAUCCGAUUGUUAAACCUGGCGCCAACUGUGGUUUCGGAAAGGUUGGAAUCAUUGAUUACGGAUACCGGAUCAACAAAAGUGAGAAGUGGGACGUCUACUGCUACAACCCUGAGGCAAAGGAGUGUGGAGGAGUGCACACAGAUCAGGAGAAGAUUUUCGAUUCUCCUGGUUAUCCAGAGGACUACCAGGACGAGCAGAUUUGCUACUGGCACAUUCGUGUGCGCUACGGCCAACGAAUCCGCCUGCACUUCCUAGACUUUGACCUAGAGGAGGACGCAGCUUGCCUCAGUGAUUACCUGGAGAUCUAUGACAGCUAUGAUGAUGUUUCAGGCUUUGUUGGGAGAUACUGUGGGGAUGAACUUCCAGAGGACUUCAUAAGUACAGGAAAUGUCAUGACUCUGAAGUUCCUUUCUGAUUCCUCGGUGACGGCUGGAGGUUUUCAGCUGCAGUACAUCGCUGUGAACUCCUCUCGGCUCUUUGACAGUCACACUGAUGCCUUCUCUUGACCAAUGUUUAAUGCCCCAAACCCACUCCUUUAAUACACCCAAACCCACAACUGUAUU